Messenger RNA from Merops nubicus (carmine bee-eater), 486 nucleotides. RefSeq names its product interleukin 6 (gene IL6). The transcript has 3 exons. Gene Ontology annotation, molecular function: cytokine activity; growth factor activity; interleukin-6 receptor binding. Gene Ontology annotation, cellular component: extracellular region. Gene Ontology annotation, biological process: positive regulation of cell population proliferation; immune response; T-helper 17 cell lineage commitment. The record is from RefSeq and is a predicted model, not a curated record. The annotation marks the transcript as partial. NCBI's taxonomy places the organism in Eukaryota, Metazoa, Chordata, Aves, Coraciiformes, Meropidae.
CCCCAGAUGUGCGAGAAGUUUACCGUCUGUGAGAACAGCAUGGAAAUGCUCGUCCAGAACAACCUCAACCUCCCCAAAGUGACGGAGGAAGAUGGGUGCCUGCUCGCCGGCUUCAACGAGGAUAAAUGCUUGAAGAAAAUCUCCAGCGGGCUUUAUACGUUUCAGACAUACCUUGAAUACGUACAAGAAACUUUCACUAGUGAAAAGCAAAAGGUCGAAUCGCUGUGCUACAGUACAGAGCACCUGGCACACACCAUAAGGCAGAUGGUGAUCAAUCCCGAUGAAGUGAUCAUCCCAGACUCAGCUACCCAGGAAUCCCUCCGAGCAAAGCUGAAGUCCAAUAAGACCUGGAUAGAGAAGAUCACCACCCACCUCAUCCUCCGAGACUUUACUUCGUUUAUGGAGAAAACCGUGAGGGCCGUUCGUUAUUUGAAAAAUACCAGGAGUUCCAGUGUCUGAAUGUUUUAAUUCGGGCACAAUCCUUUG